GUUGUAUUGAAGGAACAGAACAUCCGGCAGUGCAGUGAGUCAGUGUCUCCCACGUUAAGAUGUGCGUAUAACAUAUCAUAUCUUCUAAUUUUGCGAUUGUACCGGCGAAGCACAACUUAAACCCGGUAGAAUGGCCUGUCAAACACAAGUAUGUAAAGAAGAAUUUCGAUGUGGAAAUUUUGGAUUGGGCCAUAAACAGCCUCGCCUAUUUGUGACGUCACAGUGUGGCCCCUCUGUUAUAUACCCUAUAUGGACCAUCCUCUGGCUCGUGUACCGGGUGAUCUGGAUCAUCUUGGAUAUUUAUUGGGACGCAGAAGAUGGUGAUCUACCAGAUUCGAUGUGGCUGGUGUUCCUGACAAACUGGAGUUACCUUCUGUUACAUAUCGCCUCGACAUGGGACUUCAUUUCCACCCACGUGGUUAAUCUAUCACAGACUAACAUUAAGAAAGGGGAGAGAGAGUCCAUGCCCUGGUAUCUGAUGGUGGACUGGAUACUGUUCAAUACACUCAACGUCGUCGGAUUUUUUGUUACCAUCGUAUACUAUGGUGUUUUGACUACAGUUGCAAGCCCGUCCAGCAUAAACAAGCAUGCCAUGAACAGUGUAUUCAUUUUUAUCAACUUUUUCCUCUGUGCAAAACCAGUCCGUAUACUUCAUUUCUACCAGCCGUUGACAUUUAUUCUUAUGUUUGGAAUAUUCUCCUUGAUCUACCAACUUUCGACCGGCUUUAUCAUCUACCCCUUCCUUGACUGGUACAACCCUGGGCCAACCGUAGGCUGGGUGCUUGGACUGGGCCUCGGCGUGAUGCCUCUUGUCCACCUCUUCUUCUACGGUUUAUAUCACAUAAGGACGUUGGUACAUGAAAAGUGUUGUUUCAAGCCGAAUCCGUCAUCAGUCGAAACACGUAAUACACAUGACAAUACUGUGGAAGAGAAAAAUGUGUGAUGAGCGGAUUUGCAUAUGUAAAUCACGUGUUAACUUGUAGUUAGAGGAGGAGGAGGAGGAGGAGGAGGAGGGUUAGAGUCUCGACAAAAUAUAAAUUGUGAGGGUCAUGAGCGGUGAUGUAAAUAGAUCGUAAUGGUAAAAGGUCAUGAGAGUGGAUCAUAAGAGAAACGGAACGUGCAGGAAAUGAGUGGUGACAGGCAUUAUUCGUGACAGAAAUAAGUCGUUAGGGAAAGUGGGUAUGGUGGGAAGUUGGUAGUGAGGGAUGUGAGCUAUGAGGUAAUGUGAUAAUAAUUUGGGUGGAUUUAGAGAGGACUUGGUCACAAGGCCUGAAGUGGCUCGUGAGGGUAUUAGGUCAUCGGGAGUCGUAAGGUGAGUGAUUGGUGUUAGGUCUGAGGAGAGCGUUAUUGGAAUGUGUAAUAAGAAAAGUGGUUUGUAAGAGAAGGGUUCGAGAGUGUAGGCGAUCGUUAGGAGAGUAAGUGUUGAGUGUAGGCCUAGUUAGAAGGUCGUUAGAUAGUGGCUCAUUAGGUAAUUGGGUCGGGAAGAGAGAUGGUCCUGAGGGAGGUGGGUCAGAAGUGGAGUGGGUCGUAUUUAUUUUGAAUUUCUGUACUCAUUAUCAUAUUUGUAUAUGUAUCGUGCUGAUCAUUGAUUCAAUAACGUAUUGAUGUGUUUGCAAAGACGCUUCCUAUUUAGAAGCAAUGAAAUCUUCACUGAUAUUGAUGAUUAGACCAACAUGGGAUAUUUCAAGGGUAUCAUGGAAACUGUCUGGUUACGUGAUUUACAAGACCGGUGCCAAUGUAAAUGACAGAGAUCUUAUUGACGUAAGAUAGUUAUUCAGUAGCUAUUAGGUUAUAUCUGUCAACGUUUCCGUUUUUGUUUCAUCAACGGUUCAGACAUUGUACAUUUAGAUAUACUGGAACCGGUGAUAAAAAUAUCUUUUGUUUCGUUAAUUGCUAUCAUUUCAAGUCUUUUAUUGAAAUAUACAUUUUAUACAAAGAACAAAUUGUUUGUUAUUGUACAAUUCAUACAUAAAACAUUGCAGGAAAUUCAUAAUUCAACUACGUCAUCCGCUUCGACCAAUGGACAAACAUAGUACAGUUGCGAUGUGGAUGACGUGAUGGUUAAUGACACCGUAAAUUUAUAAUUUGAAUAGUUAAAGUCGUCCAAU
Messenger RNA from Mizuhopecten yessoensis (Yesso scallop), 2108 nucleotides. Its product is annotated as protein rolling stone-like. The record is from RefSeq and is a predicted model, not a curated record. Bases 131 to 943 code for a protein of 270 amino acids. The transcript has 5 exons. NCBI's taxonomy places the organism in Eukaryota, Metazoa, Mollusca, Bivalvia, Pectinida, Pectinidae. Gene Ontology annotation, cellular component: membrane.